Chironomus riparius is the source of this 396-nucleotide messenger RNA. The record is from the annotation of a GenBank genome assembly. Lineage: Eukaryota; Metazoa; Arthropoda; Insecta; Diptera; Chironomidae.
AUGAAGCAAUUUAUCUUAAUCACAUUUUUGAUUGCAUCAAUUUAUGCACAAGCACCACGUCGUGAUAGUGAAUAUCCACCACCUGAGUUAUUGGAAGCAUUAAAACCAGCACAUGAUGCAUGUGUGAAAAAGACGGGUGUAACUGAAGAAGCAAUAAAGGAAUUUAGUGAUGGAAAAAUUCAUGAAGAUGAAAACUUGAAAUGUUAUAUGGUUGAUGAUACUGGCAAUGUUCACUUUGAGAAGCUCAUAGAAUCAAUCCCACAAUCAUUACAUGACAAAGCGUUCAACAUGGGCAAGAAAUGUUUGUAUCCACAAGGCGAGAACUUAUGUGAAAGAGCAUUUUGGUUGCACAAAUGCUGGAAAACUGCUGAUCCUGUGCAUUACUUUUUACCAUAA